AUCGCGAUAAUCGUUUACUUUUAUUUUGCCGCGUGUGCCUCCUAUACUACUCAAAUCUGAGGAUUAUAAUUGUUGCUAUUGUUGGACUAUUUGUUUUCAUGUCCUAGACUGUAAUUAUUUGCCCCCAUAAUGUGUAUGACAAGUCGACGCCCAUGCCCUUAGGCACACAAUGGCAGACGUGAAGGGGCGCCGCGCCUAUCCCUCUGCUUUACGCUUCUUGAUGCCAAGCGGCAAUAGCGCAACAGCUUCAUGGGGAAGUCACAAGGGCUUCAAAGAGUCCAGGAAUGACAGGCUGAACUGGCAGGACGGGUGUGAGCGGCUUAUCUGUCAGGCGUGGGCCGCCCCGCCGGUGCCUGCUGUCAGAAAACUGAUAAUCGAAGCAGCAACAGCUUCCCUCGGUCCCUUGCCAACGAAUCCCUCUCAAGACACUCACUUUCACUCUCAUUCAUCCGAUCGAUGGAGCUGUCCUGGAACUUCCGCUUUGGGGUCGUCAUCCUGGGAGACUCGUUCGUGGGCAAGUCGUCCCUGCUGAAGCGCUACACGGACGGCACGUUUGACGAGUCGAGUCAGUCACCGCUCGGCAUCGACUUCAAGGUGCGCUUUCUGGAAUUCGACCCCGGCGUGCUGAUCAAACUGCUCCUGUGGGACACGGCGGGCCAGGAGAGGUUCAGGUCCAUUGCCAAAUCCUACAUGAGGAACUCAGUGGGUUGCCUCCUGGUGUUUGACCUCUCCCAGCGGCACACUUUUGAGCGGGUGCGGGACUGGCACAAGGAAGUGACGGAGUACGUGAAGCCCUGCAUGAUGGUCUUCAUGCUGGUCGGCCACAAGAGCGACCUGCAGGAAAACAUCGAGGUGAGCCGGGAGGAAGCUGAAGGUCUUGCGAAAGAGCUACAUAUGGCGGGCUACACUGAAGCCUCAGCGAAGGAGAACCUCAACGUGGACCUUGCCUUCGAGAACCUCACCAGAGAGAUCUACCGGCUGUUUAUGGCUGGUAAGAUCCCAGUGAGGAACGGCUGGUAUGGCUUGACUGUGGGAGCCCCGCUGCGUUUGGAGGAGCCGUUAACUCAACGGUCAAGGUGCUCUUGUUAGCUGCAUUGCAGGAUGUCGUGUAUUCUUUGGGAUGAGGAGGUGCAAGUACGUCUCCAGAACCGAUUACCUUUUAGGAGGUAGGAGCUGGAGAGCUGAGCACCACUGCCUGUUCCUGCAGCAGUGCCUGGACCUUCCUCUCUUGCACAUGCAGAACGCCCAUGUUUGACCCAGACUGAGGUCUACAGGCUUGGCCUCACUGCUGUAAUCUUGUUGUUUGAAACUACCUGUAAUUAAAAGAUCAGCCACCGGGAGCACUGUUCAGAUCUGAAUGUUAAUAAUAAUAAUUCUUUACAUUUAUAUAGCGCUUUUCUCACUAACAGCCAAUCAUAUUGCAUGUUAAGAGAGAGGAGUGGUGUCAGCAAAGUCCAGUGGAUCAGUGCCACCUGAAAUGUAAAGUCAGAAUAACUGUUAGUGCCACCCAGUGGCAGGACCCUCAAUACAGGCAGCCUUUGCUUACUCCGCAAAAUGCAUCUGGCACUCAAUUCAGACUGUGACGCUGUAUGUGCCAUAUAUUUAUGCAAGAAAAAAUAAAAAGAUACAUUUUU
This is a messenger RNA of Erpetoichthys calabaricus (reedfish), 1634 nucleotides long. Its product is annotated as ras-related protein Rab-39B. Gene Ontology annotation, molecular function: GTP binding; GTPase activity. Gene Ontology annotation, cellular component: Golgi membrane. NCBI's taxonomy places the organism in Eukaryota, Metazoa, Chordata, Cladistia, Polypteriformes, Polypteridae. Bases 457 to 1089 code for a protein of 210 amino acids. The record is from RefSeq and is a predicted model, not a curated record. The transcript has 2 exons.